Penicillium crustosum is the source of this 237-nucleotide messenger RNA. RefSeq lists its product as uncharacterized. The transcript has a single exon. Bases 1 to 237 code for a protein of 78 amino acids. Lineage: Eukaryota; Fungi; Ascomycota; Eurotiomycetes; Eurotiales; Aspergillaceae. The record is from RefSeq and is a predicted model, not a curated record.
AUGCAUGCGGCAAGCAAGUUCUGCCCGCAAUUCGCGAAUUCGACAGAGUUCCCACAGGCCAUACUUCGCGAUAGUGAAUUCGUGCUGAACUUUCAUGAAGACCAGAAGGAUUGUCUCAAUCCAAAUGGCCAUAGUUCAUUCAAAAACAACACACCCAGUGAUAUGCCACUGCUAGAUGCUGCCAGUCAGGAUCCCCUUGAGGCGGUAUUGGUACCCUUCCGAUUCCUCCCUAUGUGA